UAUUUAUACAAAACUUUUUAUCACUUCGUACAUUUCGUGUUCGAUUCGGUAAUUUUUAUUCAAAUCAUUUUAUACAAACUGAGGGUGUCCCUCAGGGUAGUGUCCGUAGUGUAACACUUUUUAUAGUUCAUCUCAGUAAAGUUUUAUCUGUUUUACCUUCAUCUGUUCAUGGAACACUUUAUGUUGAUGAUUUGCAGAUCUCAUGCCAAGGUAGCAACAUGAAUUUAAUUGAGAGACAAUUGCAAAAUGCAGUUGAUAGAGUGGUAAAUUGGUGUAAUAACAAUGGCCACACUAUCUCUCCCGAGAAGAGUCGAUGUAUUCAUUUUUGUAGGAAGAGAAAUAUCCAUUCAGAUCCUGUUAUCUUAAUACGAAACAUGGCAAUUCCAGUUGCGACUGAAAUACGCUUUUUGGGUGUAGUUUUCGAUCGUAAACUCACUUUCCUUCCUCAUAUCUUACAACUGAGGAAGAGGUGUGAGAAAAACUUGAAUAUCUUGAAAGUACUUUCUAAAACAUCUUGGGGUGCCGAUCGAACCUCCCUUCUCCGUGUCUACCAAGCCAUCAUUCUUUCGCGCAUAGACUAUGGGUGUAUGGUAUAUGGUUCUGCACGCCCUUCUGUUUUGCGGCGACUUGAUACCGUACACCAUUCUGCUCUCAGGAUCUGCUCGGGAGCUUUUCGCACUUCUCCAGUUGAGAGCUUAUAUGUUAUUUGCCACCAAUUGCCACUUUAUUUGCGAUGUAAAAAAUUGUCUACGUUAUAUUAUUUUCGUGCAAAGUCCGUCUCAAAUCAUCCCAUAUGCAGCACGGUAAUACCUGUUAGUCUAAGAAGAAUUUAUAAUUCCCGACCCUCAAAUAUUCUUCCAUUUUUAGAGAGAGUUAAAACUUCCCUGAAUGACUCGAAUCUUUAUAAUGUUACCAUUAAAUCUCUUGAUUUGUAUUCCUUUCCCCCUUGGGAUAUUCCCCCUUUUUCUUUUCUGAACCCAUUCUUGGGAUUUGAUAAAAUUUCGACUAGUCCUAUUAUUUUCCAACAGAUUUUUCAUGAGCACCGCUGUCAGUAUUCUUCUUUUAUCCCAGUAUAUACAGAUGGCUCAAAAUCAAAUGAACAUGUUGGUUGCGCCAUUGUGACUCCAUCUGAUAUACUCAGCUAUCGUCUAAACAAUUGUUGUUCUGUUUUUACUGCUGAGUUGAUGGCAAUUUUUUGCGCUCUUCAGGAAAUUCCGCCUUCAGCUCAGCGUAAUUUUAUCAUAUACACCGAUAGUAUGAGUGCUUUGGAGGCACUUGCUCAUUUUCAUAACCAGAUGUAUCCAGUGGCUAUCCAAAUUUUAUCUAUCUGGCAGCUAUUACAAAACAGGGGCUUUAAUAUUCUUUUCUGCUGGGUUCCGGGUCAUGCAGGUAUUUCGGGCAAUGAAAGGGCAGAUUUUGCAGCCAAAUCUGCAUCAAUGUUUCUGUCUCAGGCCCUCCCAUAUUGUGAUGCUAAAAGGUCAUUUGUAUGCCGACUUUUUGCUACUUGGCAAGAAUCUUGGGAUCUGCGGAUCCACAACAAAUUGCAUUCAAUAAACCCAAGGACUGAUUUGUGGCCUGUUCACCCUAUACGAGAGGUUGAUGUCAAAUUGACACGCCUCCGUAUAGGACAUACACGCUAUACGCAUAAACAUCUCAUUUUUGGCGAGGCGGCACCUAAAUGUCCCACAUGUCGUGUAGAUUUCACCAUUAAUCAUAUUUUAAUCGAAUGCCCAUCUUUUAAUUCCUCUCGUUUAAACUUUUUUAAGUCAUCGUCAUUGGCUUUGCAGGACCUGGUGGGUGAGAAAUUCCACCCAAACAUUUUUAAAUUUUUAAAAUCCAUUGGCUUUUACACCUGUAUUUAAUACUUUUAACUUUUGUUCACGCUUGACUUCCUCAACGCUUCAUUAUAAUGCGU
Argiope bruennichi is the source of this 1915-nucleotide messenger RNA. RefSeq lists its product as uncharacterized. Bases 219 to 1862 code for a protein of 547 amino acids. NCBI's taxonomy places the organism in Eukaryota, Metazoa, Arthropoda, Arachnida, Araneae, Araneidae. The transcript has a single exon. Gene Ontology annotation, molecular function: nucleic acid binding; RNA-DNA hybrid ribonuclease activity. The record is from RefSeq and is a predicted model, not a curated record.